Molecule: messenger RNA, 1368 nt
Organism: Daldinia caldariorum
Lineage: Eukaryota; Fungi; Ascomycota; Sordariomycetes; Xylariales; Hypoxylaceae
Exons: 3
Coding region: 1-1368 (455 amino acids)
Source: RefSeq, a predicted model, not a curated record
AUGAAGAAGCAUGAGCGUGAACGGGAGCGGGAGCGAGAUCGCUCGCUACCAAGAAAUGUCAUAAUCGUCGGCGGAUCACUAUCCGGACUGAUGCAUGGCAUAAUGCUCCACCGUCUCGGAAAUACAGUCCGGAUUUUCGAGCAGUCGCUUACCCAUACGCCUGCCUCUCAUAUGGCCGGGGUAUGUCUCGGCCUCGACGUGCAGCAUUUUCUAAAGCGCUUCGACCUCAUCCCAGAGCGCCCCUUAGGUAUUCAAAGUGUUCAAUUGCAGUCGCUGGAUGAAAAUGGCCAGGCCAAUCCUUUCCUUCCGGUAAACCGCAUCAUGUCUUCUUGGGAUGCGCUCUAUUUCCGCCUCAGAGCUAAUUUCGACAUGCGGUCGAGCGAAUACGUUCCGCAUCCGCCGGAACUAGACUCUCUCGCAGGCGAGGGUGCAGAGAGCGCUCGAGCAAGAGCACGAUAUGAAGUAGGGAAGCAGGUUACAGGCGUAGAACAGUUAAAGACGGGCCAAAUAGCGGUUCGUUAUAAGGACCAUGAGGACGGUGGGAAGGAAGCGCAGGCGCUAGCAGACUUAGUCCUUGGUGCUGAUGGACCAAACUCGAUAGUUCGCAAGAGCCUGUUGGAGCCAGGUCAGGCAGACAGGAAAUACACGGGGUAUGUGGCAUGGCGAGGUGUAGUUUCGGAAGAGCAGGUUAGCGAGGAGACUCGAGAAGUCUUUGGAGCCAACAUCACUUAUUCGAUAUUAAAGGAGGGUGUCGGGCACGUCAUAGUCUACUACAUCCCAGGAAAAGGCGGUUCCAUCGAGCCUGGCAAGCGGCUCUUGAACUUCUGCUGGUAUACGAACGUCACAGGCUCCCCCUUGGAUUCGACCAUGACCGACAUUGAUGGUACACGGCAUCAUACCAAACUACCCGCUGGACAGGCCCGGCCCGAGGUUUGGGAGGCCCAGAAGGCGAAAGCUAGCACGCUAUUUGCCUCUCCGUAUUUAGACAUCAUCGAAAACAUCAAAUUACCCUUCGUGCAUCUCAUCACGGAUUACUGUUCUCCACGCGCCUCCUUUGCCGGAGGUAAAGUCCUGCUGGUCGGUGACGCGCUCACCCUGCUGCGCCCGCACACUGCUUCUUCUACGAGCCAAGCAGCGUACCAUGCCCUCCUGACGGAGGAACUCGUAACUGGAAGGCUGACCCGGGAGGAAUGGGAGUACAAGGUCACGACCGUUGCAUACCUGCAGUGGAGACGAAGUGCGUGGUUUGGAGAAUAUUUUCAGCGGCCCCUUUACCGUUCGAUCGGGUCGGGUAUUCUCUUCUGGGCCGCCGCUGCCUUGGCGAAGAUGAGGAGUUGGAUGGGUUGGUUGCCACCGCAAGAGGUUUAA